This is a messenger RNA of Cetraspora pellucida, 963 nucleotides long. NCBI's taxonomy places the organism in Eukaryota, Fungi, Glomeromycota, Glomeromycetes, Diversisporales, Gigasporaceae. The record is from the annotation of a GenBank genome assembly.
AAUUAAUUGGUGUCUGGGAAAUUGACAUAGAUGCUGUUAAUGGUGUUAACAGAAAACUUCAAUUUCUUGAAGUAUGUUCAAGACAUUUUAACUAUGACCAAAAUAAUGUAUAUAGUAAAGGUUUGAAAGACCAACGCUCAACUGAAAAAAGUCAAAUUCAUUGUCGUAUCUGUUUUUUCUGCAACAAAAAUAAGAUUUUCUUUAGUCGUAGAACAAGUUGUAUAGAACAUACAUGGAUUGUGUAUAAUCAGACACUACAAAUACCUUGUUGUAGAAUGGCUCUCUGUCCAGCUAUUGAUCAAAGCUUAUAUACAGAAAAUACAUCUAAUUCGCAGGAAGUUCGUUAUAUAUGCUGUCAGUGUUAUGAAAAGAAUGAUGAAUAUUUGCAUAUACGCAUGGAAAAUUUUGAUUUGGAUUCAUCUUUUGCACCUAGCCAACUACCUAGCUUGUUUGUAGUUACCACAAUUUUUAAAAUUAAAAGACUUAUACAAAAAUCUAAAAAAUAUGAAGAAUUUGAAAAGUUACUUGCCCUUGAAGUUUUGAGAUCACGCACUAGCCUAGCACCUUGUAAAUCAACAUUAGAAUAUCCCAACUCCUUACAGCAGUACUAUGAAAUAAUACCAAAAUGUUUAACAAGCUUUUUUGAUGGAUUAGUUCUUACUUUGCAGCUUAAAAAAUAUGAAAUUGUAAAACAAAAACAAAAAGAAUGCAAAAGUGCCAUAGCUGAAUUCAACAAAAGUGAAACAGAAAAGCUUACUCAGAUCUUUAACCAAUUAAUUAUGGAAUAUCCACUAGGAUUUGCUAUGGAUGAAAUAAAUACAGUGCUCAAAGAAGCAGUGAGAAAAGGAUGCAAUGUUUCUCUUCCAACAGUCGUUAUCUUAGAAGCUGGACCAGUGCCAAACAGUAAUCUUGCAGUACAUAAAACUUGUGAAAUGUAUAUAAAAGGCCUGAAAUUAAAUCAAG